Penicillium argentinense is the source of this 183-nucleotide messenger RNA. Its product is annotated as mitochondrial 54S ribosomal protein bL33m. Gene Ontology annotation, biological process: translation. The transcript is spliced from 2 exons. Gene Ontology annotation, cellular component: ribosome; mitochondrion. Lineage: Eukaryota; Fungi; Ascomycota; Eurotiomycetes; Eurotiales; Aspergillaceae. The record is from RefSeq and is a predicted model, not a curated record. Gene Ontology annotation, molecular function: structural constituent of ribosome. The coding region runs from base 1 to 183 and encodes 60 amino acids.
AUGGCCAAAAAAGCGAAAUCUCGCACCAUUGCGGUCCGCCUGAUCUCCAUGGCCAUGACCGGCUACUACCGCACAAUGAUCCGUCCGCGUGUGCACCGUCCCCUCUCCAUGCUCAAGUACGACCCCGUCGUGAAGAAGAAGGUUCUCUUCUUGGAGGCGACCAAGGGCGGCAAAGCGAAAUAA